Messenger RNA from Amaranthus tricolor (Joseph's coat), 645 nucleotides. Its product is annotated as protein MAIN-LIKE 1-like. The coding region runs from base 1 to 645 and encodes 214 amino acids. The record is from RefSeq and is a predicted model, not a curated record. NCBI's taxonomy places the organism in Eukaryota, Viridiplantae, Streptophyta, Magnoliopsida, Caryophyllales, Amaranthaceae. The transcript is spliced from 3 exons.
AUGUUGCACGACGUGCAAGGCAUCUUAGGAAUUGGCAUUGACGGUUCACUCCCUGUUGAACCGUCUGAUUGUGAGUGGCAGCAUAGCCUGGGCGGUCUAUUUGGGGAGCCAUUUUCGGAGCUGCGUGCGAAGGGGCACUUCACCAGCGGCAGCAUUAACGUUGGUGCACUGUUGCAGCUAUGCCACCGUUCUCAGUCCAUGGAGACUCAGACUACUGCAUACUACAUGGCUAUAGUGGGUUCCACGCUGCUCGUGGAUAAGACUAGAGUCGGGAUGCGGCUUCACCCUGUUGUUGCUGUCACUGCUGAUCAGCAUGACAUUUCUUGGGGUGCAUUGACGCUUGCUCACAUGUAUCGCCAACUAGGUAUGACAUGGAUAUACGAGUACUUCCCAGCCUUCCGCACCCAUCCGCGUCAAGCUGACAUGCCAAACAAGACUAGGGCAGAGAUGUGGUCGGCUGGUCGCCGCAGAAGCCAAUCCGUGGAGUGGACGUCGUACAUGAAUUAUGAUAGGCAUUUAUUGAACGAGCACCCACGUACCGCCUUUAUAGGUGGUAUCACCUGUUUUGGUAUCGUGGAGGUCUACUUGCCUGAGAGGACAAUCAGACAGUUCGGCUGUGCACAGGCCAUUCCCCCCCUCCGCUGA